Phyllostomus hastatus (greater spear-nosed bat) is the source of this 7982-nucleotide messenger RNA. It is a transcript of the gene HMBOX1, whose product is annotated as homeobox containing 1. The coding region runs from base 340 to 1674 and encodes 444 amino acids. Gene Ontology annotation, biological process: positive regulation of DNA-templated transcription. Lineage: Eukaryota; Metazoa; Chordata; Mammalia; Chiroptera; Phyllostomidae. The record is from RefSeq and is a predicted model, not a curated record. Gene Ontology annotation, cellular component: nucleus. Gene Ontology annotation, molecular function: double-stranded telomeric DNA binding. The transcript has 11 exons.
UGAUAUCAAUAUGGCGGUUGUCAGCCAGACAAAGACAGUCAGUCUGAUGUGAUUGAGACAAGGGAGGUUUUCAGGGGGAGACUGGGAGAUAGGGGCCUCCCCUCCCCCUUCUCCUCUUCCUGCGCGGACCUCAACCCCUCCCCAGGCCCCUCCCGCCUGGCGCCCCACGCGGAAGACACCCCUCCCCCUCCCGAUUUCCCCUCCUCCCUAUCUCAGCCCUUAGUACUGGGACGUUGGGGAGGGGGCUGUGCCGCGCGGAGACUACUCAGCUACGAUACCGAGAAUGGUAAAUAACACCGGUCAUCUCUAGAAAGGAUAUUGAUUCACCUCAUGUAAAGUAUGCUCAGUUCCUUCCCAGUGGUUUUGUUGGAAACCAUGUCUCACUAUACAGAUGAACCCAGAUUUACCAUAGAACAGAUAGAUCUGCUUCAGCGCCUUCGGCGUACUGGAAUGACUAAACACGAAAUUCUCCAUGCCUUGGAAACUUUGGACCGACUUGAUCAAGAGCAUAGUGACAAGUUUGGAAGAAGGUCCAGCUAUGGGGGAAGUUCAUACGGGAAUAGUACCAACAAUGUUGCAGCAUCUUCCUCUACAGCUACAGCCUCCACACAGACCCAGCAUUCGGGAAUGUCCCCAUCGCCUAGCAACAGUUAUGAUACCUCCCCACAGCCUUGCACUACCAAUCAAAAUGGGAGGGAGAAUAACGAGCGAUUGUCCACGUCCAAUGGAAAGAUGUCACCAACUCGCUACCAUGCAAACAGCAUGGGUCAGAGGUCAUACAGUUUUGAAGCCUCAGAAGAAGACCUUGAUGUAGAUGAUAAAGUGGAGGAGUUAAUGAGGAGGGACAGCAGUGUGAUAAAAGAGGAAAUCAAAGCCUUUCUUGCCAAUCGGAGGAUUUCCCAAGCAGUUGUUGCACAGGUAACAGGUAUCAGUCAGAGCCGGAUCUCUCACUGGCUGUUGCAGCAGGGAUCAGACCUGAGUGAACAGAAGAAAAGGGCAUUUUACCGAUGGUAUCAACUUGAGAAGACAAACCCUGGGGCUACGCUAAGUAUGAGACCAGCCCCUAUUCCAAUAGAAGACCCCGAAUGGAGACAAACACCUCCCCCAGUCUCUGCUACAUCUGGCACCUUCCGACUGCGAAGAGGGAGUCGAUUCACCUGGAGAAAGGAGUGCCUGGCUGUCAUGGAAAGUUACUUCAAUGAGAAUCAAUACCCAGAUGAAGCAAAGAGAGAAGAAAUUGCGAAUGCUUGCAAUGCAGUUAUACAGAAGCCAGGCAAAAAACUGUCAGAUCUGGAACGCGUUACCUCCCUGAAAGUAUAUAAUUGGUUUGCUAACAGGCGGAAGGAGAUCAAGAGAAGAGCCAACAUCGAAGCAGCAAUCCUGGAGAGUCAUGGGAUAGACGUGCAGAGUCCAGGAGGCCACUCGAACAGCGACGACGUCGACGGGAAUGACUACUCAGAGCAGGAUACUUGGCAAGUACGCAAUGGGGAGGAGGAGGAGGGAAGAAGUUCAGAGGGAGGCAGAGAAGCAGAGAAGGACGACAACACUAGCCAUAGUGACCACCAGGACCCCAUCUCCUUAGCUGUGGAAAUGGCAGCAGUCAACCACACUAUCUUGGCCUUGGCUCGACAAGGAGCCAACGAAAUCAAGACAGAGGCCCUGGAUGAUGACUGACCAGGGAGGGGUGGACAUGAGGCGUUAACUUAGUUUAGACGUAGCACCUUAGCAGACUUUCCUUGGUCCUUAACAUGUGUUCUUACAGUAUAACUUGCAGUUUCUUGUAUGUCAGUUAGCCGUUAGGGUCUUCUUGUUCUGUGAAGAUGGCAUGGUGCCCUCAGCCUUCGCAUAUACUCUCUCAGUAUUAACUCCCAGUAAGUAAUAAGCAACCGACCGACCAGACUUCCUCUCCCAGCCCCUGAGGCUAGAAAAUCUUGCUGCUCUGUCUUAGCAUUCCAAGAAAGUGCUUCCAGGUAUUUAGAUAGCCCUCAGUUCUCAAAUAUUAGGCUGUGUGUGAAACCUUGGGUACCUUCAGAUUCCUGUAACACUAGUCUGUACCCCUUUCCUUCCUCGGGACUGACAGGGUGCAAGCUGAAGGGGUGUGGCCCGGGACUGACAGACCCCGUUCGGGCAGUGUCCGCAGAGUAGAAGAAACACUAGCGCCCCCACCUCUGAGUGGGAAUAACUGGUUUCCAGCUGCAAUAAGCCGUGCCUCGUCAUAGUCACGCUGUGGCUAGAUCACACUUCUUUGGGUGCUGUGCUAAGAGUGUCCGUGGAAAAACUGGAUCUCAGAUUUUGGUUGACGUUAACAUGCCUGACACAGACAUCCAUUCCUCUCACAAGCUGUGCAGCUUAGUAGAUAAAAUACUGCCUACUGCCUUCUGCCUUUGGGACCACAAUUAAAACAAACAGCAAAAGACACAAAUAGAAGUCACUUAAAAAACACACCCUGGCUUGAGAGGCAGUGGAGGAAAGCCGGGCUGCGUGGGUCAAGGCACCGAGUCCGGCCCGCGGAGUCGCUGCCCGUCGUGGUGAGUGCCACAGGGCCUCCCGCAAGCUGCUUUGCCUCCUCCUGUCUGUGUCCCCUGUCCCUGCCGCCAGCAGAAGUCUUUCAAGGAUGAAGCUAAGGUCAAAAAUGAGUGAACGAACUUUCAGUCUUUGUAUCCAUUAACUGAAACCCCCUCAGUAGCAGAGGUUGUGGAGGACUUCAUAGUGGGAUUUUGCUGACUGACUAUCACAAAUGCAAAUACUUCCUCAACAGGAGCAGAAAAAACGGGCAUUUGCCACUUAUGUGGUAGGUCUGUGAGAUAUGACGGGAUGUGACUGCUUUGGUGUUCUUUUUACUCUGUCCUUGUAGAGGUGUGAAAAGCUAUAUUGCUACAGGCAAUUUAUUUAAUAAUUGGAAGCCAUAUUGAUAAUGGAUGUGGUAAUAUUUGUAAAGUUUAAUCUACUUUAAGCAGCAGUAACUAAUGUAAUUUUUUUCCUUGAUCACAUAUGUAGCACUUUUGUUACUUUUUUAGAGAUAUUUAUAUUUGAUAAAUCUUUUUUUCAUUUUGAGAACUCAAAAUACCAAACAGUGAACUUGCGUUAUAAAGUCACCCUGUGAUCACCUUGUCAUCCAGCAGCAAAAUGAUGAACUGUUCAUGCAUCAGAGAAAAUUACAUCUGCCGGCCUUGUAUGGAAAUUCUCUCUCGGCAUCGCAAUUAAAUGACACACUGUCGCUGUGGGUGAGGGAAGCAGCCUAGGGUGUGUCUGAAACAGCAGGACUGCUGUGCGGUUUCCGCCUUUCUGCGCGGUGGAGCCUUGUUGAGGGGGCCCUGGGGCUGGCUGUGAUGCAGCUUCAGUCUUCCCCGCGCGUUACCUGAAGGUUUUUAAGAUAGAAGGAAGGCACCUUUCCUGGCCGCCUCCCCUGAAUUGUGUUCAACUUAAAACCUUUGAGAGAGGGUGAGACUUACUGACCUUCUUCACUUUUCUUUCUUGUUAGUGAGACAAGAAAGUUUUCCGCCAGUUUUCGGCUGGCUGGACUCCACUGCAGGCACAGGCUGACGAGACGGCUCCGUGGCUGCCGGCCCUGCUUCGUCAGCGUCAGCGUGAGCGUCAGUGUGCGGGGCCUUUUGGAGGGCGUGGAGAUGCCCCUGUGGGUGUGUCUGUGGCUCGAAAGAGCUGUCUGCAGGGCCAGGCCUGCCCUUGUCCGUGAUUUCAGAGGGAAAGUGUAUAUACUUUUGCAGCUCCCAAGAACUGAAGUAGAAUGAAGUAGCCUUUUCUGUUUUACUGAAUUACUUGAACCAACAAAUUCAAGAGUAGCAUUUGUUAUUCUCAGGAAUGGCCUCCCAGUCAUUUUCUUUCCUGGUGUGUCUGACUUAUUUCCACUAGGAGAUUGUGUUCUCUCUCUUUCCUUUUACACUACUUAGAAGAAAUACAACAUUGUAUCUUUCCAUCUUGGUGGAAUUUUGUGGGCUCAUUCUAGGCUGAAUCAGAAAGAAAAGGAGAGAGAAAAAUACACUGUCUGACAAGCCACAUCCGUGAUUUAUUAUUGUAAGGAGAUUAUUAUAAUUGAUAGCUUCUUUAUGAUGGGAUUGCUAGUAUCAUGUGUUCUUGCUGGUCUUUUUAAAGAAACAGACUCAAACUGUUAAGACAGCUGCAGUUUCUAAAGAACUACAAUGAUUGCUAGAGAAGAGCUAAAAGGUUUCAUUGUUUUGAGACCUUUAGAGAAGGGAGAAACCCCCAGAGAACAAAGGGGAGUGAGCGUGCUGCAGCGGGCAGCCCCGGACCCUGGCUGUCUGCUGGAGGGAGGGGAAGAGCGUCCUGCUGAGUCUGAGCGUGAGGUGGAGGGAGGGGUCGUUCCCCGGGUUCUGUGAUUCAAGCUGCCUCCUCAGACUCACUGCCUUCUGUACAGCUCCUGCUUUUUCACUGAGAGUAGACUUUCAGUUCUCUGGGGCCUGUAUUUAAAACUACCAUUGUUUUUUUGUUUGUUUCCAGGUUCAGUUCCACUAUCUUGUCCAGGUUACCUUAGCUGUUAUAAUGGCAUAUGGAGUUGCCACUAAUUUGAAAUAUCAUUGGAUGGCCAUUUUUUUCCUUAAGCUUUUUUAGGUUUGAGAGAGAUUAAAAUGAGAAACCCCAAACUGCUCUCUUACUGAAGGGAAAAGGGCCAGGCUCUAAAAAGCCCCCUGCUGUGUUUUUUGGUCGUUCUGUCUCUCUCCUCUCUCUUCACCACAUGCUGUUCCUCCUGAGCGAGGAAGACCACAGGGGCAGGGGGCGGGGCCUUGCCAGCGGUGGUAACUUGUCUGCUGCGUUUUCUAAGACUUCAUUAAAUUAGUGUGGUCACAUGGGUAUACUUCCUUCCUUUCCUGCCCUUCUUAAAGCACAGCCUUACAAAAGGACCUUUUAAAGAUGGACCAUCCUGAUGAAAUGUCUGCCUCUCCCUCCGUCUCUCUAGCGCUGAAGGCCAGGGAGAGAGCAGCACCGUGCAGUCUGCCCCGGGGCCUCCCGGUGUCCCAGCACCAGGUAGACACUCCUGCUUGUUUCCGCCAGGUCCGCCGUGCCAGAAUACCCCUGGGGGCCCCGUUCUCUACGACCUCAGUCCCUUAGGUGGUAGUGAAGUGUGGUUACCUUCCAUCUGCCUACCAAAUCUGUACAGUUCCCACGCACUGUCACCUCUGGGGGACAGCCCCUGCCCUCACAUUUCCAGAUUCCUUCACAGAAACGGGAAGACCCCUUAAGGAUACCUUUUACUUUCGCUCAGUAGAGGUGACCGCCUAAAACAAUGUGACUAAGGAAGUGGUAAAUGCUGAAGUGUGCAGAUGCUGUACUCCAGCUCCCCGGAUGGUGACGGCCGGCAGUCCAGCGAGCAGCAGGAGCUGUACUGGGUCCAGAUACCCAAAUAAUUUUUUACCUCAAAGGGGCUACUUGAGCUCUCAGAUACAGCUGUUCCAUUUCUCCCUGUUCGGCCUUUGUUGCUGUGACCUUCCUUCUUGGAGUUCAGCUGUCAGGCCCAAGUGCAGACUGACUCUCGUCCCCUCCAUCGGGGACCUGCAGUCACACCCUCUCCCUCCGUGACCAGCACCUCCCACUCCCUUGGGCCCCCCCACCAGGGCCUCCCCUCGAACCGCGUCCUUUGCUGGAGUGUGUUUUGCUCACUCUCCUCACACAAACACUCCUUCCUGUUCCACAGCCUGUUUUUUUGACCAGCUACAUAUUCCACUGACCAGCUACGUUAUUUCUGCCCCUAACAGUGGAAAUGACCCCUUUUUCAUAAAUGACCUCCCACCCUUCUCCUAAAAAUGUGAACUUCAAGUCCUUACUCUCUCUCUGGUCUUAAGGGUCUCAUCAGAAGCGGUUCCCCAUCUCACCCACAGCCCUGCCUUUCCGUUGCCGCCGUCCUGUCAUCCUUGUUGCAGAACCACCAGAGCGUCUCCCCAGGGAUUCUCCGCAGGUCCUUAGGCAAUAAUCUUUCUUGUUGUUGGCGAUCCUGUGCUCAGCGGCACUCUCCAUUGGCUAGUCCUGACCCUGUACAGCGUGAGUUUUCUGUGUUGAUCUCUAAAGGAGUGUGAUUGAAACCCUGUCAGAGUGGUGGUGGGUUUUGUCACUUGGCGGUUGUGAGUGUUGGCAAAGUCUCACUGCUGCGUCUGCUGGGGCUGCGUUGAGACUGGCCAGACCCGUGUGUAGCCGUACUGAGCCGGGUUUGUCUGUUGGGAUUUCCCAAGGGACGGCUGGGCCCACUGGCCGGCUCCAGCUGGGGGUGUGUGUGUGGGGUGUCGAGUGGGAGUGGGGCGGGGAAUUCACCACAUAAUACAUUCCUUCUCUGUGCUCCCUGAAUAGCAAGGAUGCUUACUCAGGAUUUGGGGAUCAGUAGUCAGCCAUACUGCAUUUGGCAAACAGCUGCAUGCCCUGAAACCCUUCCACUGUUUCUUAAUUUCCAUGUGUCUAGUGCAUGUCACCUGGCAGUGCCCACGUAGGCCACCUGAAAGGUGUCCCACCACAGUGAGGCUGGAAGGGGUUCUGGGAGGCACCUGUGAAUGGCCAGGACAUCCUAGAGGGUGUUCUGGGGGGCGUGCCGUCGAAGCGGAGGCCUUUUCCUUUGCACCGCGGUCUUGUUGAACGAUGACCACCACUCAUGAGGAGAGAUGUCCUUACCGCUCUCGGGAGAGCUGCCACGCUAAGGUGGUGGGAAAGGCUUGUUAAUACACCAGGCCUCAGAGUCUGUUCACCAAGUACGGAAGCCCCUCUCGCAAACAGGUCAGGUCGGGAAGGCUGUUUUUAGUUCCCUGCUGGUCAGCUGAAAGGGACAGGCCGCUGCUCUUGCCGUCCCCGUGGCUCAGGGCUGGCUCAGAGGGUCUCUGAGGGGCAGCUUCGUUCAUGUCCAGGCACAUUCAAAAGCUGGAAGUUUAUAAAUUGAGAAGGCUCCCUAUCAGCAUCGCUGUUCUUCCUUGGCAGGAGUGAGGAACAACAACACAAAGAAAGCAAACGACCUGAGAGGUCCAGCUCCCAUGACAUCGGUUUUCUUUUGUUCAUCGAGGGGGGAAGGAACAGAGAGGGGAGAGGGGAAAUGUCACUGCACCCAAAGCUCUCACAUCCCCUUCUUGUCGCCACCCAGGAAGCUCGAGGGGCCACAGACACGUGGGGUUGCAAACACACAGGUUCCCGGGCUCCAUUUUCGUCCUCCUUCCUGCGACACGGGGCCAGGCAGUGAACAGACUAACCCAGUGGCUGCCGUUCGAGCGAAAGCUGCCCAGCACCCUCCCACCCCUGAGUGUUUUCCACUGCACCUCACACCCUCGUCGCGCUGGCCAGCUCCCCAGGGACACAGGGAAGGGCUCUGCUGCGGGGUGCUAUGCCUGCCCCUCCCUACGUCUGUUUUAUCUGGGAAGUUUUCACAUCUAUUUGCUUCUCUGUUGUUCCCUCCCGUCCAGUGUGAGACAGCAGCCGAGUGUGCACUGUCAUCAGGCCGCCACUUGCUGACCAGAGCAGGGCAUGUGCACAGCUCAGCUGUCACUCCAUACACUGCGUUUUCAUCUUGUCUCUCUAAAAAAGUGGCUCUGUACAGCCACGGCUAGCGCUCACACUCACAAUGGUGUGCUGUGAUCGAGUGCAGGUCUGCCUGAACCCUUUCAAACUGUAACCAUGGUGAUUGAGGGGGUGGCACGGAGUAUAUAAAAAUACGACGACAAUUGUUCUGAAUGACUGAGUGUCCUCCUGACAUGUAAUUAGCUGUUUUAGCGAGAUAUAGAUUGGCAUGGCCAUAAUUAAAGGGGUUUCAGUCCUUUAUAUGACUGAAAAUGGCAGCUCUCCCGUCCCCUGUUCCCUUUAGCACGAAUGCUCCCCAGAACGUCUGGAGGAGCAGCUCAACAGACUGCGACAAUGACAGGGUGUUUGUGUCCCCUCCCGAGCGGGAGAGACGGGGUUGAAGUGGCCUCAGCCUCAGAACAGGAGCUUUCCGUCGUGUGCCCCACCUAACUUCUGAAGUGUCGGAACCCCGCCCCACGCCC